[Torrubiella] hemipterigena is the source of this 2124-nucleotide messenger RNA. The record is from the annotation of a GenBank genome assembly. Lineage: Eukaryota; Fungi; Ascomycota; Sordariomycetes; Hypocreales; Clavicipitaceae.
CAGUGAUGAUCAAGUAUUUCUCAAUUCUAGCUCGGCCACGUUGAGGGUCGAAGGCUUGAUGCAUUUGCGCUCGCCUGCAAAACAAAAAUGAUAUAAUGCAAUGCAUUGAGGUUGUUUGCACUGCAAUUUUGGCAUCAUUCCGCGUUAUGCUGCGGUUGUUCUGCCAGCUGGCAGCGGCAAAUGGCAGAAUCCGCCACUCGUACAUCAAACGGCGCCAAUAACAGCCCAACUGCAUUCAAACAAUGCACCGGUGAAAUAUUUUGCUGUUUGUCUUUGGCAGUCUAUAUAUCUACAGACUCACCACUACCAUGUGAGACUCGCUCAAGCUCGCGCCAAAAUCAUGAUCAAGAUGGCAGAUGACAGUGAUGAUACUUCCUCCUACGACACGCCAACCUCACAAGCUUCAGAAUCGCAAGCAUCUUCAGAAGAUGCCUCGUUCGAAGUUCAUAUGGGUCUUCUCGGUGCCCAUGGACCCAGAGACAGCAGUUCUGAGUUGGCAGGGGCGCCAAUCUUCACUGAAGCCAUUAGACAGCACGGGCUUAUGCUUUCUGAGCAGCGCCGCGGAACCGACGAGCCGUUCACCCAAUACGGCUUUCUUGGAGCCAUUGUGAGUGAUUCUAGUGGUGUAUCCAGACUCCCGGAUCCUCGCCUAUUCUAUAACGUGGCUGCCCCAUCCAGCAUAUUCAUUUGCGGAAGCCAGGGUUCUGGCAAAAGCCAUACAUUGAGCUGCCUGUUGGAGAACUGUUUACUCCCAUCUCGUGCCAACGUCCUCCCCAAUCCGCUGACAGGAAUCGUGUUCCAUUACGAUACAUUCUUUUCUGAUAACUCUGGAUCGCCAUGUGAAGCUGCCUAUCUGUCUUCCAGCCGAGGAUUGAGAGUCCGGGUACUGUGCUCGCCAACCAAUAUUCGUCAAAUUGAGAAAAUCUACAGUAGCCUCCCUAACGUUACUGUAGAAUCUCUUUACAUCGAUCAGAGUGAUCUCAACACAAAACGCAUGUUGGAUCUAAUGGCGGUUGCAUCAGUGCAGGGCGACGCCGCUCCGCUGUACAUUUCCACUAUUAUUCGCAUCCUCCGCGAAAUGCGUACUGAGCAGCAAGUCACUGGAGAGACUUUUAACUAUCAAUUAUUCAAAUCGAAAAUGGACUCUCUGGAGCUUGUUAGAGGCCAGAAUGGGCCCCUUGGGCAGCGCAUUGAUAUUUUGGAGAGCUUCAUGAAUAAAGAUCAAACGAACAGGCAUGUUUCUCGGGAAAUGAAAAAGAAUCAAGCUUCCAGAGACCGGAACAUCUGGAAACCAGUUGCUGGCCAGCUAACAAUUGUUGAUCUUUCGUGCCCGUGUAUCACUGCCGACACGGCCUGUGCGCUGUUCAACAUUUGCUUGAGCUUAUUUAUCGAACAGGAUAACAGUAUUGGUCGUGUAGUGGCCCUGGAUGAAGCCCACAAGUACCUGACAGACAGUACGGAAGCAACGCAGUUGACGAAUGCGCUUCUCUCGACCAUUCGUCUCCAGCGGCACGUUGCCGCGCGCAUUUUCAUAUCUACACAAGAGCCAACAAUAUCCCCAACAUUGUUAGAUUUGUGUUCGGUAACUAUUGUUCACCGAUUCUCAUCUCCAGCUUGGCUCUCCGUUCUGAAAUGUCACCUCGCUGGCGCAUCGAGUCUCGUGGAGGCUGAGAGCGGUGACAGAGAUCCUCUGUCUGGACUGGUCGAAGCCGUUGGCCCUCCUUCACCUGGAGUUACUGAGCGCGGCCUAUCGAAUGCAGCAAGGAUUUUCCAAAAGGUUGUGUCAUUGCAUACAGGUGAAGCGCUUCUUUUCGCUCCCAGUGCCGCGCUUGGUCUUCUUCCAACCGACGCCUUAGGACACAACGAGCGGGACAAUACAGCACCGGGAAGUUCGCUUGCAGAAGUUGGGCUAGCCACGAAACGACAAUGCAAGAAAUCAAUUGUUCGACUGGGACACGGUAUUUUGAAAGUAAGAGUGCGAAAUCGAAUAACCGAGGAUGGGGGUGAAUCGGUUAUGGCCUCGUAAGAGACUGUGGCUAGACUUACAUAACCACAUAUUGCUAUCUGUCGAUCUCUGAGAUUAGAUUUAGACCUAGCUAGUAGCUGAAGCAAAAACAAGUCGAG